Messenger RNA from Lathyrus oleraceus (garden pea), 2211 nucleotides. RefSeq lists its product as uncharacterized. The record is from RefSeq and is a predicted model, not a curated record. Bases 1 to 2211 code for a protein of 736 amino acids. The transcript is spliced from 4 exons. Gene Ontology annotation, molecular function: protein dimerization activity; DNA binding. NCBI's taxonomy places the organism in Eukaryota, Viridiplantae, Streptophyta, Magnoliopsida, Fabales, Fabaceae.
AUGGUUGGUGGUAGUAGUACGUCGCUUCCUCCUUCAACAAACCCAAGUGUUAGAAAUGUGAGAAAUAAGAAAGUUGCCAAAAAUGCUCCUGGUCAAAGGCAAGAUGUGGCAUGGGAACAUGGCACUCCCGUAAAUGAUGGAUCAAGAAAGAUCAAGUGCAAAUAUUGUCAUAAUGAGUAUAGCGGCGGUGCUUUUCGAUUUAAGCAUCAUUUAGCAGGGACAAAUAGUAAUGUUGAACCUUGUGUGUCUGUUCCAGAUGAAGUUUGCAAACAAAUGUGGAUCAUUGUUCAUAGAUUGCAAAGCAAACUCAUCAAAAAGAGAACUCUAAGUGAAGAUGUAGUAGAGGUUGAUGUGGAAGAUUGUAAAAGAAAAAAAGUUGAAUCUUCUGAGAAGGAGGACACUAACUUACAAGUUGCAACUUAUUUUUACAACAAUGCUAUCUCUUUUAACGUUGUAAAGGAUGAAGAAUUUAUAAAGAUGUGUGAAAUGAUUGCCCAAUAUGGUAAAGGAUAUAAACCACCAUCUUACCAUGAUAUUCGAGGUAAAUAUUUAAAGAAAAAAGUUGAGUCUAUAAAUAGCAUAUUGGUGGAGCAUAAAACUGCGUGGAAAAAGUUUGGAUGUACAAUAAUGACGGAUGGAUGGACUGACCAAAAGAGGAGGACUAUCAUAAACUUUUUAGUCAAUAGUCCUAUGGGUACUUUCUUUUUAAAAUCAAUUGAUGCAUCUAGCAUUUCAAACACAGCUGAUAAAGUUUUCAAAAUGAUGGAUGAUAUUGUUGAGGAAGUGGGGGAAGAAAAUGUUGUCCAAAUUGUAACAGACAAUGCUGCAAACUACAAGUUGGUUGGACAAAUGUUGAUAGAUAAAAGGAAUAAGCUUUAUUGGACACCUUGUGCAGCUCAUUGCAUUGAUCUAAUGUUAGAGGAUUUUGAGAGCAAGAUACCUAUGCAUAAGGAGAUUAUUGCUUCAGGUAAAAAGAUCACAACUUACAUUUAUGCUAGGACUGGUCUUAUAACUUUGUUGCAUCAUUACACUGAAGGAGGUGAGUUGAUAAGACCUGGCAUCACUCGCUUUGCAACAUCAUAUUUGUGUUUGGGUUGCUUGAAUGAUAAGAGGGGAGGAUUGUAUAGGAUGUUCACUUCCAAGCAAUGGAAGGAUAGUCAAUUUUCCAAGACAAAAGAUGGAAAAUUUGUUGAAAAUAUAGUCACAAACAAGGACUUUUGGAAGAAUUUGAUUAUUUGCCUUAAAGGUGCUUUUCCAUUACUUAAAGUCUUGCGUAUGGUGGAUUCUGAUGAGAAGGCAGCCAUGGGUUAUAUCUAUGAAGCAAUGGAUCAAGCAAAAGAGGAAAUACAAACUAGCUACAAUAAUAAUAGAAAAAGCUACCAACCAUUAUGGAAAAUUAUAGAUAACAGAUGGGACAAACAAUUGCAUAGGCCUUUGCAUGCUGCAAGCUAUUAUCUUAAUCCAAUUUUGCAUUACAAACCUAAUUUUAAAGUAGAUAAUGAAGUGAAACAAGGAAUGUAUGCAUGUUUAGAAAGAAUGAUGGGAGGAGACAUGGAUAUGGUGAAUAAAAUUGAUGGUCAACUUGAGGAUUUUAAGAGUAAAAAAGGAUUCUUUGGGAGUGAAAUAGCUCAACGUGGACUAAAAAACAAGACACCAACUCAAUGGUGGGAAUCUUACGGUGAUGCACACCCAGAGUUGCAAAACUUUGCUAUUCGUGUUUUGAGUUUGACAUGCAGUUCUUCUGGCUGUGAGAGAAAUUGGAGUGCUUUUGAAAUGGUUCAUACAAAGAAAAGAAAUCGUUUGAAACAAAAGACUAUGAAUGAUCUUGUGUAUGUGAUGGUAAAUACAAGAUUGACCAAGAAUAAGGCUGAAAGGAAAAAGCGAGAUCUAACAAUUGAUGAUUUCCAAGAUGAUGACGAUUGGUGGUAUGUUGCUGAGGAAGAAAAUGCAGGUGGUAAUAAUGUAAAUGUGACUGAUUUAGAUGAAGAUUUGAUGCAAAGUACUGGUGCUAAAUCAACUGGACAUGUAGAUGAAUUUGAUGUCCUUGAAACUAUAGAAAGUGACAAUGAAGAAGGAAAUGCAGAUGAAGGUGAUGAAGGAGAUGAUGAGGGUGAUGGUUAUGGUGGAGGAGAUGAUGAGAUUAAUGAAGAUGAAGGAGUUGACAUUAUAGGGAAAAAUCCAAACUAUCGGCGCCUUUGUGAUUUGUACUAA